CUUCCCGCGCGGUCCUCCCGGGCCUAUCUUCCCCCAGCCUAAGCGGCAGGCCCGAGUGAGAAGUUCCGGAGCCCGGGGGCGGGCGUGGUUUCGGUGUCGACGCUUCGGGCCAGCUCGCCCCAGCCGGUUCCGCACGGCCGCGGGAGCUUCAGCUGCCCUCGCGUGUGCAGGUUCUCAGUUCCACACAUUAAGAAUUUCGAGAAAAUCAGAUGGCAUCCGGGGAUUUCUGCUUACCCGAAGAAGGGAUGGAAAUACUCCAACAAGUGUGCAGCAAACAGCUUCCUCCUUGUAACCUGAGUGAAGAGGACCUGUUACGGAACCCACACUUCGGCAAACUGCUGCUGGGUCUGUCACAGCACAUGGAUGAGAGUGGCUUAAGCCUCACCCUGGCAAAGGAGCAGGCGCAGGCAUGGAAGGAAGUUCGACUCCAUAAGACAAUAUGGCUGAGGUCUGAGAUUUUACAGAGAGUCAUUCAAGAGCUGCUUGUGGACUACUAUGUGAAGACACAAGACACAAAUUUAACUUUGGACGACAAAAAGUUUCACGAGACCCUUGAACAGCGGCUACUCGUGACUGAACUGACACGACUCUUGGGUCCCAGCCGGGAGAGGGAAAUGCCUCCACUGCUGGGGCUGGAGAAGGCAGACCUUCUGGAGCUCAUGCCCCCCUCAGAGGAUUUUGUAUGGAUGAGAGCUCGGCUCCCACUGGAAGUGGAGGAGCAGCUCAAAAGGAAAUGUUUCACCCUACUCUGCUACCAUGACCCCAAUUCAGAUUCAGACGGUGAAACCUUGAAGGCAGCAAAGGUGUGGAAACUGGCAGAGGUCCUAGUGGGUGAGAAGCAGCAAUGCCAGGAUGCCAAGAGUCAGCAGAAGGAGCAGAUGGUGCUGCUUGAGAAGAAGAGUGCCACCUAUUCCCAGGUGCUUCUGCGCUGCCUUGCCUUGCUGCAGAGGCUCCUUCAGGAGCACCGGCUGAAGACUCAGUCUGAGCUGGACCGCAUCAAUGCCCAGUACCUAGAGAUCAAGUGCAGUGCCAUGAUCCUUAAGCUGAGGAUGGAGGAGCUAAAGAUCUUGUCCGACACUUACACUGCUGAAAAAGUGGAAGUUCAUCGUCUCAUUAGGGACCGUUUGGAAGGGGCCAUUCGCCUACAAGAGCAGGACAUGGAAAAGUCCCGACAGGUCCUGAGCACCUAUGAGGUCCUUGGGGAGGAGUUUGACAGGCUGGUAAAAGAGUACACUUGCCUUAAGCAGGCAACUGAGAACAAGCGCUGGGCCCUCCGGGAGUUUAACAAGGCCUGCCGCUGACCGCCACCUCGCAGGGGUCCGGAGGUGGACUUCCACACAGGUGCGGCCUCCCCCUCCUCCUGCUGAAAGGACCACCUCCACCUCAGGCCCACUUUCACUCUGGGAGUGUGGGGAUGCUUGCUUGAAACACUGCAGUGGGCUAGGCACCAUCCUGGUUUUUCUUCCUUGUUUACAGUGACUGAGUCUCUUCUGGGAAAUGGAGCAGAUUUAUAUAAUUCUGUGUGCAACUAUUUGUCAGUGUCAGCCCUGUGUUAUAUUUGAUUAUCUCCUGAAUAAAGUGAUGAUGCUUCCUUCAGGCACAGAUGAAAAAAGAA
This is a messenger RNA of Lontra canadensis (Northern American river otter), 1615 nucleotides long. It is a transcript of the gene HAUS4, whose product is annotated as HAUS augmin like complex subunit 4. Gene Ontology annotation, molecular function: microtubule minus-end binding. Gene Ontology annotation, cellular component: HAUS complex. Bases 210 to 1301 code for a protein of 363 amino acids. The transcript has 10 exons. The record is from RefSeq and is a predicted model, not a curated record. Gene Ontology annotation, biological process: centrosome cycle; spindle assembly. Lineage: Eukaryota; Metazoa; Chordata; Mammalia; Carnivora; Mustelidae.